Messenger RNA from Xenopus laevis (African clawed frog), 4998 nucleotides. RefSeq names its product sprouty RTK signaling antagonist 4 L homeolog (gene spry4.L). Gene Ontology annotation, cellular component: cytosol; membrane. Lineage: Eukaryota; Metazoa; Chordata; Amphibia; Anura; Pipidae. The record is from RefSeq and is a predicted model, not a curated record. Gene Ontology annotation, biological process: negative regulation of Ras protein signal transduction; animal organ development; negative regulation of fibroblast growth factor receptor signaling pathway. The coding region runs from base 318 to 1211 and encodes 297 amino acids. The transcript has 2 exons.
AAAAAAAUCAGCGCGCAGGCGCGUUAGAGGCCGGCUCCCACCCCAUUCAUAAGAACUGCGUUGGGCCUACUGCGCCUGCGUGCUGCUGCUCUUCCCUCCCAUUCAUAAAAAAAGCCAUUUUUUCCCAGGCAGUUGCAACACCGAACGCAAAUAAGAAGCUGACAGACAGCAGAGGAGCAAUGCAGCCCGGAUCAAUGGUUUCCAAGCACACAGUCACUCAUUCGCUGGGAUUUGCGGAUUACUAGGAAAUGUGCCUGGCUGCAGCCUUCCAAGAGUUUUAAGAAGCAGCAUACCCAGAACUGGUGCGGAUUAGGUCAAUGGAUUCCAGGAUUCCUCACAGUAUCACAGUCGUGCCCAACGCUGUCAUGGUACAGCCAUUGCUGGAUGGCCGGGUCCCUUAUGGAAGAUUACAGCAUCCACUCACCAUUCUGCCAAUCGACCAGAUGAAAACCAGCCAUUUGGAAAACGAUUACAUUGACAAUCCUUCGUUGAGUCAGCUGGCUAGUCAGAAGCUUGUCAGGGGUCCUCAUGAACCCACGCUCAUCAAUCAGCAUUUGCAGAGGUGUGAGGCAGACAUCACCCACCCUUGGAUAUCAUUCAGUGGGCGUCCAAGCUCAAUUAGCAGCAGCAGUAGCACCUCCUCAGAUCAAAGACUCUUGGACCACAUGGCCCCACCUCCGGUGGUGGAUCAGUCACCACCCAGGGCAGUGAGGAUACAGCCUAAAGUUAUUAACUGCAAGCCUCAGGAUGUAAAGGGACCCAUGGCCCAGGAGCUAGACAAGCACGUCUUACUCUGCGAGACCUGUGGAAAGUGCAAAUGCAAAGACUGUACCACUCCUCGGACAUUGCCGUCUUGCUGGGUGUGCAACCAGGAAUGUCUGUGUUCAGCCCAGAAUUUGGUCAAUUACUCCACCUGCAUGUGUCUGGUAAAGGGUGUGUUUUACCACUGCACCAACGAAGAUGAUGAAGGCUCGUGUGCAGAUCAUCCAUGCUCUUGUUCUCACUCCAACUGCUGCGCUCGGUGGUCUUUCAUGGGUGCCUUGUCACUAGUCCUUCCUUGCUUGCUUUGCUACCUUCCAGCUACUGGCUGUGUCAAACUCUCCCAGAAAUGCUAUGACCAAGCCAGCAGGCCCGGGUGCCGGUGCAAAAACACAAACAGUGUCAUGUGCAAAGCGCCAGAUGCCGUCAACAGACCAGAGAAGCCAUUCUGAUUGGCCGACCAUAAGGUUGCGAACUGUGUUACAAGGAUGCAUCCAACACUCUGCAGGAAAUUCAUGCAAAAAAUAAAAUAAAUGACUGUAGGCGGAUACCAUCACCUAAGGCUUUAAUAUAGCAUUCCUUACUUAAUUAGGGGGAUCCAGCAAGACCUGGUGUCACACUGAAGGAAAGAAGUAAAUGCCUUAUGUGUGUAGUAGCUGUGAACUGUUUCUAACUUCUGUAUUUUAAGUGUCAGAGAAGAGUCAUGUUUUAGCACAGUGGCAUCUCUACCUACCUUACAGCUUUUCUGCUCCACCUCUUGGUAAUGGAAGCAGCUUAUGCCGAUUCCCUGACACUGGCAUGGAUGUAAGCCAGCUCCAGAGCUUCCUAACAUACAGAGGUCUUUGUUUCCAACAGGACAUUCAUGCAUAACUCAGUUUUUAUAGAAGAGCAGAUUGCAACACCUCUAUACUUUCCCCACCUUACUGGAGUGUUAAUUUAUUUGCACGCUUUUUUUAUAUAUAUAUUUUCAGAGUAGCUAUUUCCAUAAAGUGUUUCCUUUUUUUGGCCAUUCUGUUUGCAGAGAAAGGCUGUAUGAAACUGAUCCUCUUUUAUGUUGCUAAAAGGCAGAGCAUGUAACAUUAUAGGUGAAGUUCUAACAAGGUGUGGAAAAUACCCGUUACAAUACGCUCUUUUCAUUUAAGUUGUCACGACUAACUCACACAUCCUAGUGCGCUCCUUUACAAGAGUGUCAUUCUCUUUGUGUUAGCGUCAGGUUGUCAGAUUUGCUGCCCUCCAGUUUGGGCAAACAAGACUUCCGAGCAUCCUCUGCUAGUCAGGAGCUGGCCGAGGAUGCUGUAAGUUGUUGUUCACAGAAGCUGAUACCAUUUCUUAAUUGUGCCGGUUCGCUAAUUAUACCGUGUGGGUUUUUUCCGGUGCAUGUAUUCUUCUUUCAGCUAAUGAUGGCUAGGUGGAAGAUGAAAGAGAGUGCUAAGGGUACUGUUUCAAAUCAGCAUGAUGAAAGGAAGGAAUUUAGCAUCUCUCUCUUCCACUUGUAGCCCCAUCCCCACUGCCUAUAAUAAGUCAGGCCUACCUUAUCUUAUGCAGACACGGAGCCCCAUGCUCUGUGACCGAUGCAUAUUGUUAUAUUUUUAUUUUGCUCUUAUAAGGCCUGUAACACCAAACUCAUCCAAAGUCUGCCAGCCAGUGUAUAGAAAUGUAGUUCGACAUAAAGAGAGCUGGUGUAUGCCCAUGAAAUUAUUUUACAUAUACAGAGGCAAAUAUCAUAAUCUUACAUUUUCUAAUCUCUAACCUCACAUUUCUAAAGAGAUCUGAGAAUCUGUGUGUUUACCUCACUGUUGGGCUGCUGUUGUUAAGCUUAGGAUACUCCACCAUCACAGGCCUCUAUGGGGAAGUGUCCUAAGCUGUCGGCCAUCUUGACUGAAAGGAUACAUGCAUAAAAACAUACUCUGUUUUGAAAAAAAAGGCACAUCUUUUUUUCCACAGUAAAUACUUUUUCUCCAGUUAUUAUGGGAACGCCCCCAUCUAUUUAGCAUCCCACCAUAUUGUACACAUUUACCGCAAUAAUUGUUACACAGCAAACUCCAUAAUGGCAGGGGCCUAAUAUUCUUUUCAGACCGUCAAAUUCUAACAUUCUACUAGCAAUUUAGGAUUUAGAGAGAAGAUCUGCACUAAGCUUGGCCCCAGAAGAGCACAAUUGUUUUCAAGCUGCAUGAAUAACACCAACAGGGAUGUUUUGGUUUCUAAGAACCAGAUAAAUUAGGGAAAUGUAGACACCAGUCAAAAUGUUUGUAUAUUUUUUUUAUAUUUUUUUCUAAGUAUUCAGCCAAUGGAACCUCGCAUGUUGCCCUGUGUUUUUUUUUUUUUUUUCUUCGCUGCUGCUGCUCAAAUUUAGCCUCUUAUGUAAAAUAACCUGUAUAUCUGUGUAAAUGUACAUAGAGAGAUACAAAUAAAGAUGUCUAUUUUAGUGUUAUAUAAGUUUUUUGGGUAAAGUCAGGGGAACAUAUAAGAAAACUCAGCCAUUUUUUAAAAGAAAGCGAUUUUCAGUGUCCUUUAAUGAAGGGCCGACUAAAUCCACUUCUAGUAGGUGCUAGUUCAGUAUCAUAUAUUCUAGAUUCUGUGUUAAAGGGGAAAUAUCAUCUGCAUAUAGGAUCUUUCUUUAAAUAAUGUAUUUGUCUUUAUCAUGUUAAAAUUGUAUUGACACUUUUUCAGGGUUAAUGGUACAAACAGGUCAUUUGGUAAAAGCUACGUGGUCUUGUUUAGCUGACUCUUUUCUAAAAUAGAACAACCUGCUAUAUGAAAGGUGCUUUUUGGGUAUUUGAGCACAAGUGAGGCACAGUACAUCACUUUGGUUUAUAUAUACUGCUUGCUCCCCUUGCACUCUGAAAUCAUAUUUUUGAGUCAAGUUGAAAAUUGUUACCAUUAAUAUGUAAAUGUCUAUCAAUACCACAAAAAUGCAUUAUGUGAUUUUAUUUUUUUAACCCCCAUCGUUCAACCUAGCUGCAUAUCUAGCACUUUGUCUUGUAUUACAAAUAGUGUAUUUAUUUGUCUUUUAUUUAAUUUGAAGGUUGGGGAAACUUUUCUAUGACAACAAGGUACAACUACACUCCUUUUUUUUCUGCUUGCAUGAUACUUCCUCUUUAGGACUUUAAACGGAGAGGUUCUCUCGCCAAACAAAGUAUUGCAUGUUGCAGGGAGCAUUUUGACUUGGUUUAUUGACAUAGAAUAACAAAAUCUGAGACUGAAUUAAAGCGCAACCCCGUAAAGCCAGGGCACACUAAGGUAUCACAACUGCCACUUUUUUUUGUGAGUUGUUGGCUUUUUGACAGUGGUGAUUGAAACAUCUUAUGUGAUAUAACCCUUAUAUAAAUGGUAUUCAUGCUACAUUAUAAAUACACCCUUUCCUGGAAUUUUUACAUCUAUACAUUUGAGGAAGAGGAACAUUUCUCCAGGACUCCCCUUUAAUUGAUUAGUAUUUAUAUUUAAGUCACAGUAUUUCCUACAUUCUAGGCAUUCUAAAGCACAGCUUGAUGGGAGGCAUAUCCAGUAGUUAACAUACUGCAGGACAUAACAUGGGAGGAAAUAUGUAACGCCAGAUUAUAGGCAGGUGCAAAUGCCACCACUAUCAUUGCCAUAGUCUUUCUUGCUUGUCCAAAAUUAUAUUAGCCUACCUAUGAAGUACAGCUGUAGAACAGUGGACUUAUGGUUGAUACUUGUGCCAAGCUUUCUUUUUUCAGUUUUUUUUUGCAGGGGUUGGGGAGGGGGGGGGAUGGGUUGGGUAGAUUGGGUCUGAUGUUUGAUAAGCUAACUGUUUAAAUUACAGGAAAUGUAAAAAUAUCUUUUUAAAAGCCUAACAUUUAACAAUUUACAGUCAAGUGACCACUAAAUAUGAUUUUUAAUGUGCAUACUUUUCAGCUCAAACUUAUUUCUAUAAUAAUCAUCACACCCUUUUUUGUCAAUGUCCAAAUAUAACAUUCUCUUAGGGCUACAAUAAAAAAAAAUGCAUUGAUGCAUUGAUAAUGAAUAAACUGACAUUAGAUUCCAAAUAUGUGAUUUUGGUUAAUGUACUUUCCCAGAAUGUCCCAGACAUUAAUGUCUCUUAGACUUUCCCCUUUAGUUCCUUUGGCAAGUUCUAUGGAUAGUACAAUAGUAAGCAGUGAGUAAGGAGGUGGAAGGUGUAUCUAUGGUUGUAAUAAAAAAAAAAAGUGCAAAAAUAAAUGCUUAAACCUGCCUCUUUUAAUGAGAAUCUAUUGUGAUACCUGGAAGAAAUUGUGCCUGAUG